AUGAUGCAACUAUUAGCUCGUUGUUGUGUUCCGUUUAAUACAAGAAACAGACGGAUUCAGGAUGAAAUCGUAGAGGGAGACAAUUUGAUUAAGAUCAUCCAACUGGCCCAAUACUCUCAAAAAACCGAGAAAUUUGUCAAGGAACGUUAUUGGGAUUUUAUGGCUAUUGAAGCAAAGUAUGGGUUGAAUGGACGGGAUUCAGUGAUUGUUAAAUUCAAAGAAAAACACUUUGAGUUUGUGUUGGUGGAGACGAUGGAGAGGAAGAGUAAUGGAAUGAUUAACCAACGCGACCGUUACAUCUGUGACUAUCUCGUCUACAACCCGUCCGGUGGCACUCGUCAACUCAUUCUCUACCUCAUGAAUCUCUUCUCCAUCCCCCAUCUGGAAUCCGUCAAAUUCCUGGAUUCUCAAAGAGAUAUUCGAUAUUUCUGCAACUUCAACGGAAUCUACAAGGCUUCUCGCGUCUUUAUCGGGAAGGAAAAUGUGACAAAAGCAGAAUUAGAUUGUAUUAAAGACACAUUUACCUAUGUCGAUUUGAUGUGUUUUCAUACGGAACCUCCGAAAACUUAUGAUCUAUGGCCGAUGAAUUAUCGAUUGGUUUCUUUGGCUAACAAGGUGAAGUUGUCGUGGCGUCACUUGAAAGAAAUGGGAUGCCAGAAUCUCGAUCUCCGUCGUGCAAACCUAUCCGGUAUGGAGCUCCAUAAUUAUAUUAGGUACUGGCUAGCCACCGACGAGCCGAGUAACCUGGAAUCUAUCUUCAUCCGGAAAUUCGCUCGAUAUCAACACCGUCAUGUGCUCAAAGGUCUCCCCGUCUUCCCGUGGAACCCCAACUCGAGAUCUAGAUUCUACAAGUUCUUCUUGGAUUUCUCUUGGGAUUGCUCAAAAGGAUUUGAUAUAAUCCGUCGGGAUGGACUACUUGCAACAAUCGGAUGUAUGGAGAAUCAUUGUGUAUUCCUUGUGUGGAAGGAGAGAUUUCAUGAGAUUCCGGAGAAUUAUGAAUGUUAUGAUGCGUGGACUGUGAAGUCGUUUUCGAUGUAUUGA
This is a messenger RNA of Caenorhabditis remanei, 1041 nucleotides long. RefSeq lists its product as uncharacterized. The transcript has 3 exons. The record is from RefSeq and is a predicted model, not a curated record. Lineage: Eukaryota; Metazoa; Nematoda; Chromadorea; Rhabditida; Rhabditidae. Bases 1 to 1041 code for a protein of 346 amino acids. Gene Ontology annotation, biological process: embryo development.